This is a messenger RNA of Manihot esculenta (cassava), 1048 nucleotides long. RefSeq lists its product as uncharacterized. The transcript has 2 exons. Bases 488 to 1048 code for a protein of 186 amino acids. The record is from RefSeq and is a predicted model, not a curated record. NCBI's taxonomy places the organism in Eukaryota, Viridiplantae, Streptophyta, Magnoliopsida, Malpighiales, Euphorbiaceae.
AUGAAAUUCUUCCAAUUCAUAAACAAGUUGCCAAUUUUUUGAGAUUUUUAGUUUUCCUACCCCCCUCUCUUGUUUCCACUAGUUCUCCCAUCUUCAUUGUUGCUUGAUCGAUGAACAAACCUAAUCAAUGAGAUGCCAAUGAUCUAUGCUUAUAUCCUAUUUGAUUAUGAUAAGAUGCAUUAAUAUUCACUAUGGGUUGGGUUGUAAUUUUUUUAUUUUGUGGUAUAUUUUGGGCAUAGAUCUUUGGACUUAUUGAAGAGGGUUUUUGCUAUUAGAUCUGUAAUUUUAGGGUUUUAGGUGUGGCUAAAGGGAGGCGCUUCAGUUUGAUCUUGAAUGGGAAGAAGGCAGAUCCAUGGUUCUUAGCUCACCUCGGUUGAAGGCAGCUGACCUUAGAGGCUUUGAAAAGCUGUGUCUCACUUUCUUCUCUUUAUCAUUCCCUUUUUAGAUCCACUGGUUGGAGAAACUUCUUUGUGGCUCCAACCUUUUGAUGUUUCAAGGUUCCAUUUUUAACUUUGUGCUACUAGUUAUCUUUGAAUAUUGUUCUCAUUGGGAUUUCUAUGGAUCUUUAGUUUGUGUUGCAGCCUUUUUGGCUUCUAUAGUUGGAGGUCUCUAUUGCAGGUUCUUUGAUGAUUGGUUCAACAAAAGAGAUGAGCUACAAAAGAACAUUUCGUCUUUUGGCAAGCCAAUGCCGCCCGAUGGAUCCGGUAUGCUUCGGUCAACCCGACCCAAGUGCGCCAGGGCAACCAGAAGCCCAGCCAGGUGUCAACAACGUACACCAAUCAACCGAAUCCAAGUGGCAGACAACAACAAUCCCCAAAAAGCUCUUGACAGGUUAGCGAUUAUACCGACGCUAACGUGGCGCAAUGCAGGAGCUAGAAAUCCAAUGCUAAACACAAAAGAAAAGGAGUCGCAUUUUAUCAAGAAAUGUGAUUGGUUGUCGACACCUCCGCAAUCCUUCCCGCGGCUCCACCGCUUCUCGUUCUUCUCUGUGAUUCUGACACCUGCUCUAGUACUCCCAACCCAACUCAGUGGCUAUUUCGUAAUUUGA